ACAAUCAUCAAUAAUGUUCGAUAUUUAAUCUCCUCUGUCUGCCAGAAAACAUGAGAGCCCUUUCUCCAGAAACGCAGCAGAGUUAAAAUAAUGCGUUUUCUUUCACGCUUUACAGAAUCUUAGCAGACAGCGGGCUCUGACACAUUUCCUUCUAGGCGAGGAUAGGAAGAAGGCAGCAACAAUAGCAGCUCCUGGGUACUUCUUAAAAGGGUGUGCUGGGUCGUUUAGUUUGGAGAUCAAAUUGAGGUUGGUUGCUGACUUUUGAGGUAUUACUGCAGUCUGAUUUAGAGAGAGAGACUGAAGUUUGAAGAUAACGCUGUAGUGGGUUGCUGAUUCCUUGAAGCAUCUUGUGAUCGCGAUUGAGCGGAGUUGUAGAGGUUUGAAGAUCAAGCUAUGUGGAUUGCUUUCUGAAGAAAAGGACAAAUUCUAGUUCCUGAGGCUUAAAGAAACAGAAGCCGAUACUGUAGGGGGGGAGAGAGAGAGAGAGAGAGAGAUGGAGGCUUCAUCUGGUUCCGGUUGCUGUAAAUGGUGAAGGGCUUCGAAUGUUGAGGAGAGUCAAAUCAAUUUGAGUUGGUGCAGCUUUCUUGACCAAUCUGAUCCUUACCGUAUAGAAAUCAUGGUGGAAGAUACUGGAGAAGAAGUCAUAACAGAGAUUCAAUCAGUUGAGGAGUGUCUAUCACAUGCUCAAGGACUUGUUCCCUUGGCACUUGAUGCGGCCAAAGCUGUGAAGGGGUUUCCUGGUAGAUGGAAGAUGAUAAUUUCCAAGUUGGAGCAGAUCCCCUCACAUUUAUCUGACUUGUCAAGCCACCCUUGCUUCUCCAAGAAUGCGCUUUGCAAAGAGCAAUUGCAGGCUGUGUCAAAUACACUGAAAGAAGCGAUUGAAUUGUCAGAUUUAUGUAACAGUGAGAAAUAUGAGGGUAAACUUAGGAUGCAGAGUGAUCUUGAUCGUUUAUCUGGGAAAUUGGAUUUGAAUUUACGAGAUUGCGAGCUUUUGAUCAAGACUGGGAUGCUUGGUGAAGCAACUUUGCCUUUGGCUGCAGCUGGUUCAUCAACAGAACUUGAGGCUUCCAUUCAUGGCAAUACAAGGGAAUUGCUUGCUCGGCUUCAGAUUGGGCACUUGGAGGCGAAGCACAAAGCUCUUGACAGCCUCGUUGAGGUCAUGAAAGAGGAUGAGAAAACCGUUUUGGCUGUUCUUGGCAGAUGCAAUAUUGCUGCUCUUGUCCAGCUAUUAACUGCAACCUCUCCUCGUAUCCGGGAAAAAACUGUUAGUGUAAUCUGCUCGCUUGCAGAAUCUGGAAGAUGCGAGAAUUGGCUUGUUUCUGAAGGUGUUUUACCACCUCUAAUAAGGCUGGUUGAGUCAGGUAGCACACUAGGCAGAGAGAAGGCCACCAUCUCACUCCAGAGAUUGUCAAUGACGACAGAAACAGCCAGGGCAAUUGUUGGACAUGGUGGGGUUCGGCCACUGAUUGAAAUCUGUCGAACCGGUGAUUCAGUAUCACAGGCUGCAGCUGCUUGUGCUUUAAAGAACAUAUCGGUUGUACCUGAGGUUAGACAAAACUUAGCCGAAGAAGGUGUUGUGAAAGUCAUGAUCAAUCUCCUAGAUUGUGGAAUUCUACUAGGAUCCAAAGAAUAUGCUGCAGAAUGCUUGCAGAAUCUCACUGCCAGCAAUGACAACCUAAGGAGGAUUGUUAUUUCAGAAGGUGGAAUCCGAAGCCUGUUGACGUAUCUAGACGGUCCACUGCCUCAAGAAUCUGCAGUUGCUGCAUUAAGGAAUUUGGUUACCUCAGUUUCUAUAGAAAUGUUGGCAUCUCUUGGUUUCCUACCUCGAUUGGUUCAUGUCCUUAAAUCUGGAUCAUCAGGGGCACAACAAGCUGCUGCGUCUGCAAUUUGCCGGGUUUGCAGCUCAACUGAGAUGAAAAAAUGGGUGGGUGAAGCUGGAUGCAUUCCUCUACUUGUCAAAUUGCUCGAGGCUAAAUCAAAUGGUGUUAGGGAAGUUUCAGCGCAAGCAAUUUCAAGUUUGGUGACCCUUUCACAGAAUUGCAGAGAAGUUAAAAAGAAUGAGAAAAGUGUGCCAAAUCUGGUCCAAUUGCUUGAUCCAAGUCCACAAAACACAGCAAAGAAGUAUGCUGUGUCCUGCUUAGCCUCACUUUCUUCAAGCAAGAAAUGUAAAAAGCUAAUGAUUUCCUAUGGAGCAAUUGGGUACCUCAAGAAGCUUACUGAGAUGGACAUCCCGGGGGCUAAGAAGCUGCUUGAGCGGUUGGAAAGAGGGAAAUUAAGAAGUUUGCUCAGCAGAAAAUAGAAAAAACAUUAUCUGUAUCCAUCUUUUGUAUGAUAAAGUUUGUAAUUUUUCCCCAUGUAGUCUCUGUUUCAUUAUCUGUAUGAAACAAUGUAACUGAGUGAUGAACUGAAGCAAUCAAGUGUGCUAAUCUAAGCAAUCAAAUAUUAUAUUUAUAUAAAUAUAUAAGAUUCCCAAAUUUAUCUUCUUUGCUUCACCUCUCCUCUUUUCUACAGAGGCAACCUUGCUGAAGAUGACAUAUCUGGUCCCAUCCACUUGUUUGCAGGAUAUGCUUACGUAAAGACGGUGACCAGCGGAAGCCACAGCCAUUAGAUUUGAUAUUAGUGAAUCGGAACCAACGGUUGAGAUCGAUGAUGCGAGUGACCAAGACCAAAGGUCAACAAAACAGAAGCGCAGACGCAGGUGGUGGUGGUGGUGGUGUAAAGAAAUAAAUCUGUUUUGUUUUGUUGCUAGCGAAAAGAGAGAGCCAAACACGCCAUUAUCAGAGGUCUAUCAUUAAUAUUAGCUCAACGGAGAUCAGAGAAGCAAAAGCAGACACAGAUUGCUGACGCUGCCUUUUUCCUUUAUCUCUUUUGGGUGAUGUAGAUUUUCCUUCUCUUUUUUUUUUUUUUUUU
Manihot esculenta (cassava) is the source of this 2910-nucleotide messenger RNA. Its product is annotated as vacuolar protein 8. Gene Ontology annotation, molecular function: protein binding. The transcript is spliced from 5 exons. The record is from RefSeq and is a predicted model, not a curated record. The coding region runs from base 617 to 2299 and encodes 560 amino acids. NCBI's taxonomy places the organism in Eukaryota, Viridiplantae, Streptophyta, Magnoliopsida, Malpighiales, Euphorbiaceae.